This is a messenger RNA of Aspergillus affinis, 582 nucleotides long. RefSeq names its product adenylate kinase family protein. The transcript is spliced from 4 exons. Lineage: Eukaryota; Fungi; Ascomycota; Eurotiomycetes; Eurotiales; Aspergillaceae. The record is from RefSeq and is a predicted model, not a curated record. Bases 1 to 582 code for a protein of 193 amino acids.
AUGACGGACGAACUAACAAACCCAGGAGGUCCCUCCGUCGGAAAAACCACCCUUGCGCAGCAUCUCGCCCGCGAUCUCGACAUGGUGCACCUCCAACCAGACGAGAUGAUCCGCGACCUCAGUCGUUUCGGUACCGCCUCGGCAUUCGACGGCCUGCGAACAGCCAAAGACCGAAAGGGCCAAAUGUCAGAGAUCAUGACGCUUCUACUGCUGAAGAUGGAGAUCCACGACAAGCUAAAGGACGGAAGGCGAGUGUUUCUGAUGGACAACUUCCCUAAGACUAUGCUGCAGUUUUAUGAUUUUGAACGACAAUUUGGAUAUCAAUUCACCCUCCGUCGGAAUGCGACUUGUGCCGGCAUGGCAUCUAGAUUUCACAAUGACCCCGGCACCAGAAUCUGGGAGGAUUAUUUGCGAGAGUCGACGGCCUUUUCCAAUAGGGAUCGCGAGUUUCAACGAUGUAGUCGGUUUCAAACCCAAGCGAUGCGGGUGGAGGCGGAUCAUCCAUUCAAAAAGUAUUAUCGGCAGAUCAGACGAGUGAUUCGGGUUUUCCUCAACGCUCCCAAAGUAGAACCUGCACCGUGA